UCUACAAUCACAGUCGCAAACUAGAUUUUGUUCCGAAAGUAUUAUUUUGCUUCUAUUCUUGUUUUGUUUGCUGCUAACUUAUACAUACGUCAUGGUGUUCUGGACAUUAAUCAUUGGUGCGCUUCUAAUCGUUUGGCUAUACAAGCUCAACAAGGAUUAUGUUGUACUGGCAUUGUUUACCAAACGCGUGCGUACAGCUGACGGUACGCCCUUGGAAAAUUCAGUAGGAAUUGCAAAGGGUAGAACAAUAUUUGCUAAUGUAUUCGAUUUGGCCUUAUCCAGUGAUAAUGUGUUUGAAUUUUCUCGCAAGCUUGGCGCCAAAAUGAAAAGAAGUUACUUACUAUACACGCUAUUGAAGCCUAUUUAUAAUAUCAUAACAGCUGAGGAGGCUGAACUUGUGAUGAGCGAUCAAAAAAAUCUAAUCACCAAAGGCAUUCUAUAUACCUUUAUGGAACCGUUCUUGAACAAAGGACUCUUGACGGCAUCAGGCAAGCAGUGGCACUCUCGUAGGAAAAUGCUAACUCCCGCUUUCCAUUUUAAUAUACUUGGGCAAUUCGAGGAGGUUUUUAAAGAGGAAAGUAGUAAAUUUGUACGGAACUUAGAAGCUGGCGAUUUGAACUCGAUUACUUUAAAUGAAAUUAUACCAAAAUUUACACUCAACAGCGUCUGUGAAACUGCAUUAGGCGUCAAGUUGGAUGAGCAAAUGAAUGCCGAUCAAUAUCGCGCCAGCUUCAGAAUGAUUGAGGAAAUGUUUCUUGUGCGGAUCACUAAUCCUCUUUAUAUGUUCGAUCCGCUAUAUAAACUAUUUUUGGCGCCCAAAUUAAAAAAACACAUAAUGACUGUGCAUAAUUUUUCCAGUGAGAUAAUCAAUAAGCGUCGUCAAUUAUUUGCAGUGGAACAUCAGCAAAACCGACCGCAGAGCGAAGAGGAUGAAAAAGAUAUUAGUUUUACUAAAAAGAAACGCUUUGCAAUGUUGGACACACUCUUGUACGCCGAGCGCGAUGGACUCAUUGAUCAUGCGGGCAUCUGCGAGGAAGUGGACACAUUCAUGUUUGAGGGUUUUGACACUACAUCAAUGGCACUGAUAUUUUCACUUAUGAACUUGUCACUGUAUCCAGAUAUGCAGGAGCGUUGCUACCAGGAGAUACUCGAACAUGUCGAAGAUGACAUCAGCAAACUGGACAUCAACCAGCUGGGCCAUCUUAAGUAUUUGGAAUGUUUCAUAAAGGAGACUUUACGUUUAUACCCCUCAGUGCCAGUGAUUGCGCGCAAGGCGCCAGUUGAAACUCGUCUUGCAAACAACUUAGUACUACCUAAGGAGACCCAAAUCACUAUACACAUCUUCGACAUACAUCGUAACCCCAAGUACUGGGAUAAUCCAAAUGCAUUUGAUCCGGAUCGUUUUACCCCUGAUCGUUCAGUUGGCCGACAUCCAUUUGCAUUUGUGCCAUUCAGCGCUGGACAAAGAAACUGUAUCGGACAAAAGUUCGCUAUGCUGGAGAUUAAGACCCUUUUAGUUAAUAUUUUAAAGUCUUUUAAAAUUCAACCAUUGAUGGAUGAAAACGAUUUGAAACUUAAUGCUGGUAUGAUUAUAAGAACACCAAAUUCAGUGAAAGUUAAAUUGGAAAAAAGAGUCUAAAAUUAUACAAAUUAUUUUAAGUAUCAAGUCAUUUAUAUACAUAUAUGUAUGUAGUCAUGCAUAUAAGUGACUCUAAACGUAAUUUAAUAUUUAUUUUUGAAUUUAAUAGUGGUUUCCCACCGUUUCUAAAAAAAAUAAACUAACACAAUUGUGAUAUGAGUUAAUAAUAAAGACGCUCAAUCUGGCAAUAAAACCUGAA
Messenger RNA from Anastrepha obliqua, 1838 nucleotides. RefSeq names its product cytochrome P450 4p1-like. Gene Ontology annotation, molecular function: oxidoreductase activity, acting on paired donors, with incorporation or reduction of molecular oxygen; heme binding; monooxygenase activity. Lineage: Eukaryota; Metazoa; Arthropoda; Insecta; Diptera; Tephritidae. The record is from RefSeq and is a predicted model, not a curated record. The coding region runs from base 92 to 1639 and encodes 515 amino acids. The transcript is spliced from 8 exons.